AUGCGACAAAACGAUGACGAAUGUUUACCGAAAGAAAUUGUUUUGCCGGAAAAAUACUGCUAUUCACCUAGACUACGUACAUCAUUUUCAACUGAAACACGACAUCGAAAUUCAUCAUUUACAAAUUUACCAAGUGAUUUCAAUAAAUCAUUUCGUAUGAAAAAACGUAGUUCAACCACUUACCAGAAUACACAUCAAUCAUCAAAUCAUUAUAGUAGAAGUAGUUUUACUACAAAACCUGAACCAAUUAAUAUACCUGUACGUGUUGAAACCAAUCAAUGCCAGAAUCAUUCAAUUCCUGUCAACGAUGUACAAAAUAUCAACAUCAACAGUAACAAUAAUGAUAAUUUCGUGAUAAAACCUACCAAAUUUUAUAGAAUAAGUGUGAAACUUGGCACAGAUGUAAAACCGGAAGAAUUAAAUAUUCAUUUAAAAAGUGGUUUACUUACCAUUACAGUGAAACAAACACGUGAAAAUUUUGAAAAUAAUGAACAAACAAAUAUUGCACGUGAAUUCUUACAUGAAAAUACCAUACCAAUUAAUGUUGAUCAAAGUAAAUUAAUUGCAAAAUUAGAUAAAGGCAUAUUAACAUGGGAAGCACCAUAUAUGACAACAACAACCGGCGAUCCAAUUGAAAUUCCAGGAUAAAUGAACUUCAACUACAAUAACUGCAAUAAUAAUAAUUAUAAUAAUACUUGAAUCAUGUAAAAAUCCACACAUUCAAUAAUCAAUCAUCAAUAAUAAUAAAUAGAUGAUCAAUAGAUUUAUACAAAUUUAUUCUUUAUAUUGUAUGUCAUAUUUAUUUGUUUGUUUUGUUUUUCUCGUGA
Messenger RNA from Schistosoma turkestanicum, 827 nucleotides. Lineage: Eukaryota; Metazoa; Platyhelminthes; Trematoda; Strigeidida; Schistosomatidae. The record is from the annotation of a GenBank genome assembly.